AGAACCUCAAGAACUCAAGGCAAUUAUUUUUGACAUUAAAAUAUAUUUUUCAGAUCACGACUGUCGAAUAUCCGACAAUGGCAGCGCUAAUCAAAGGAUUGAAACUAGUCUCACAAAUCGCUCCGAAGCAUUCAACUUUGUUCGCGUUAUCCACCCGACAAGCCCACGGAUGGAAUAAAGAUUUCAAACCCGGCAAGAUCCCCGAAACAGAAAAAGAGCGAGAAGCUGCUGCUCGUAAAUAUGGGUUGCAUCCGUCGGAGUAUCAAACAUACCCCGACGAUGGUGCUGGGUUUGGAGACUAUCCAAAACUUCCCGACACACCGGUAGAAACCCGCGAUCCCUACUACCCGUAUGAUUUCCCAGAGCUCAAAAGAAAUCUGCACGAUCCGAUCCACGUUCACGCAAGUAUCUAUGGCGAAGAUCGCUACGGUACUGCUGAACCGCUUCGCUUUCCGAUUGCCAAUCAAUGGUAUACCUUCAUUGGUGUCAUGACGGCAUGCUUCGUAGUUUACUUCUGGCUGGAGAAUUACAAGAUGUUUCGACCGGUUCUGGAAAAACAGUACCCACACGAUGGUCCGCACUAUACAUUUGAGAAAAAGUAAAGACUAAAAGUGCCGGUAGCAAAAAAAAAAGCUAAAUCAUCGGUGCAAACCAUUAUUUAACAAAAUUGUUUGCAAUUUGUUUAUGGCAUUCAAUUAUUCAAAGCACUACGAUAAAAUGAUGGCUUGUAUAAUCAGAUCGGGAACAUGCUAAUUAGUGUAAAUAUACUGGCAAGUUUAGCAAAAAUA
Messenger RNA from Malaya genurostris, 788 nucleotides. It is a transcript of the gene ND-ASHI, whose product is annotated as NADH dehydrogenase [ubiquinone] 1 beta subcomplex subunit 8, mitochondrial. Lineage: Eukaryota; Metazoa; Arthropoda; Insecta; Diptera; Culicidae. The transcript is spliced from 3 exons. The record is from RefSeq and is a predicted model, not a curated record. Bases 78 to 602 code for a protein of 174 amino acids. Gene Ontology annotation, cellular component: mitochondrion.